Neocloeon triangulifer is the source of this 2325-nucleotide messenger RNA. RefSeq lists its product as uncharacterized. The coding region runs from base 42 to 1664 and encodes 540 amino acids. The record is from RefSeq and is a predicted model, not a curated record. NCBI's taxonomy places the organism in Eukaryota, Metazoa, Arthropoda, Insecta, Ephemeroptera, Baetidae. The transcript has 8 exons. Gene Ontology annotation, molecular function: odorant binding.
AUCAUUUUGAAACUUAACAGUAUACCAGAGCGCCCGUCCCAAUGCUGGUCGUUGGCGGAAAUAUUUUGCAGCUAUGCCUUUUUGGCAUAUUCAUGAUCUUGGAUGAGUCGUUAGCAUCGCCCAGAAUGUGCGGCAUGGAUUUUUAUGACAUAGAGCUAACCUCUUGCUGUAGAAUUCCUCCAAUUUUGACUCUCUACUCGCUAAAAGCCUGCGUUAAAAAUGAAAAUCAAAGGAUCGCUGACACCGAUCCAUUUUGUUUAUUUGAUUGCCUUUUUAAAAAUACAAACUUUGUGAAAAAUAAUGGGGAUUUGAACACGGAUGUGAUUUUGAAAAACUUUUCACGAGAGGUUCCUGAUAAUUCGUGGCUUCAACUAGUCACUAGCGCAGUCACUGUUUGCUCUAAUCGAAUUCAGAUAGAUGCAUCGUUGAAAAACGGAGAGAAAAACGGAUGUCAAUUGCAGCCAGGAUUGUUUGCUUUGUGUUUCCGAAAGUACAUUUUCGCAAAUUGUCCUGCCCAGUCUAAGCCGAAAACAGAUUCCAACUCGUGCACUCAACGACUUAUGUUGGCCGACAAAUGUGACCCUUUUGCCAUGGCUCAGGAUGAAUCGAUUGGUGUCCUUUCUGACGGGACGUUUGGAUCAGAAGACAAAAAACCACUGAGCAGUUCAUCAAAGAGACCCCAGGAAAUUUCAACACGACGCAGCACGGCCAAAACCACAUCAAGAGCUCCACUCCCGAUCACGGAGAUCAGCGUCAAACCAGAAGUAAAAACUGCGCGAAACGGAGGGAAUAAUAUAAAUAUAAACAGCUUAUCUGGAAUCGACCUGGGCAAUUCUGAGCAGGAAGCGGCAGCCGAAGGUCAGCAGGACGAGGAGGACGCGAGGCGCCCAGAACUGGCGGACGUAAGUGCCUCCUUGGUCACGAUCCAGCGUCAAAUCCGCAACAUUGAAACACUCGAGUCUGCACAAGCACGCGAAGAUCUUGCAGACAAAGUGCGCGAGGGCUUCGACGUUAUUGUGGAGGACGUUGAGCAGCUGGGGAGGGAAAAGCCGGAAGUGAUGCGUGUGGCGCCGCGGCUGGCGCGAAUCCGGGAGGAGUUGACGUCCUUCAGCGGCAUGCGCCUGACGGAAGGGUUGAGCGCGCGGCUUUUACUCGAGGUGGACUCGGUGCGAAAGGAGUUGCUGCAGGUAGCCACCAAUAUUCAGAAAGGCUUUUCGGACGUCGGCGAGUCCAUCAGGAAAAACGUGUCCAACGUCGCGUUGAACGUGGCCGAGGAGGCUGCCGGUUUGGGCACAGCAGUCGGCGCCGGUCUCAAGAACGCGGGCAACGCGAUCAAGGCGGGCGUCGACUCGGCGCAGAACGGAAUCGCGUCUCUCAGCAUGGAGAGUGCGGGACAAUUGCUGAAGAUUGGCAGCGAAGUUUCUGCCGGUGUGGCGAACGUAAAGAGCAGCUUUGAGCGGAUGCGCCAGGAAAGUUUUCAGCGCAUCAACGGCGCGAGCUCCGACCUGAGUUCCCAGUUGGUCAGCGGACUCAAAAGUCUGCACAAAUUGAGGGAUGAGUCCACCCAAGGUGCUCAGUCGCUCUCGAAAAAUAUACAGCAAAGUAUACAGGAGCGCCUUAAUGAAAUUACAAAGCAGUUUGGAAAUCUGAGGCUUACUCCUUAAUAAUCGAAACACUCAUAAUUGUUGAGUUUUGAUGUUUUAACCUAAGUUUACAUGCAAUCGAAAAAAAAAUUUUUGGGAACUUUAUUACAUAUAAACUGUAAACAUUUUUGCUAUAAAAAAUAACAUGAUUGUAAAUAUUCGAGAAAACUCUCUUAAUUGAUAAUGAGUGUCACAGCCCAAUUUUUAACAUUUUGCCGUAGUAUUAUCUAUGUCAUGAAGCUGUCAUGAAGGGAAUUUUUUUCUGGGACUUUCCAUUGGUUGUCAUCUUGGUCGUCGCCUGAGUGGAUGAAUUUUUAUGUUUACAUAAAAUAUUCUGCUUGCCUGGUUUUAAUGGAAAAAUCGCGAUCAAAUAUUUUAUUUUUGUAUGUGGAAAGAGAUACUGAAGUGGGUACCAUUUGGGUCCGUACCAUGCAUUUAUUCCGUUGACCGAUAUGUGAAUAUUUACAGGAGAUGAAACCUUGUUAAAUUUUAGUUGCAGGGCUCCACGUGACGUCAGUCGCACAUGUUUUUAAAGAAUUCUUCGUAAAUUAUGAUAUCGGAUGAUAAUAACUUUCUGCACGAAGUGUAUAUUAUCCUGAAUUAUCUGAUAAACAAUUCCAUGCACGGCUUUGCCAUUUUAUUGCACUUCGCUUCAAUAGAAACUAAGAUUUAUUUGGAGCAU